GCCCCACCGGCGCGCGCGCCGCGGACUGUCACUCGCGCGCCGAGCCCGCGCGCCACACCAUGCGUUAGUCGUGAAGUGUAGUGAAAAUUGUAUAAAGUAAAGUUUAGUGACCAAAAUGAUGCUCCCAGCUGUUGUGUUUGUACUCGCUGUCGCUUCAGAAUGCCUAGCGGCCCAAUCAGAUCGCUCACGGCACGACAGCAGGCGCUCUGGACCAAUCAGAAGCGUUCCUGUAGCCGCUGACAUCAAACGGGAUGCCGACUUCGACUGCCCUGAAGAGUUCGGAUAUUACCCACACCCUAACGACUGCACUUUAUACUACGUAUGCGUAUUUGGCGGCGCUCUACUCGAAUCUUGCACUGGUGGCCUUAUGUACAGCCACGAGCUCCAAACAUGCGAUUGGCCGCGCAACGUUGGCUGCGACGCCACCGGCACCGGCGCAGCCCUGGUCUCCGACGACCUCGAACGCAUCAGCGAGCGGGAACGCGACCCCCCGCCCCCAAUCCCGCCGCGCCGCAACCCGCCGCCACCGCCUCGGGUGCAGCCCAACCCUGUCGUUACCUCUAGAGGACAACCCAAGUUCAACCGAGAUGAAUACGAAAAGCAACAAUUAUACGCUGAUGUUGAAGAUGAUCUACCACCAGUUGAAGAAAUCGAAAGCGACAGACAACAACGUGUUUAUCGAGGACAGCCAUCAACCAUUGGACAAGUGCAGAAAGACAGGGACGGUUAUGUUUCGCAAGUCGCCAGCACUGGAAGAAAUCUUAACAAUAAUAUUAUUCCUGCAUCUAUUUCACAAAACAAUGGUAAAAUAGGGUCCUUCUCUUUUGGCACACAAGUUGAAGAAAGAAGAACAGCUACCGCUACUCAAGCACCUCAGACCUAUCGCUUGGAACCUGUUGACAACGUAACUCCAGCCACAUACACCGCCAGCCCACGUCCUAAAAUGCUGUAUAAUGGAACUCAAAAUUACUCUCCUGACCAAUUUGAUCCAUACUACGCUGUUUACGAUGAAGAUGGUGAAUUAUAUAAAGACACAGAUUAUGUUCAACAAUAUAACACGGCCUCGCUCCGCCCUGCAGUCCAGCAGACGUACCGCGGCACCCCGCCCCCGGUCAGGAGACCUGAGCCCGCGCAGUAUACGCAGAGACCUUCCGCUGACGACUAUGAUGACACACUUAUCCAAGGACAGAUAAACAAUCAGAAUCAAUACCAAGCACCGGUCCGUCAAUCAACAAGGGGCGAAGGUAACGAAUUGGGUUACGAACACCCUAGCAGUGUGAAGACGACGAUUUACGAAGCUACCUCUAUUAGCACUACUCCUACGACAAGCACUAGCACAACCACAACAUAUCGCCCUACUACUGCACCCUUCACCGAAGCAAUGACCCCGUCUAGAUACUCUCCAAGAUCAUCCACAGAUGAGAACCUUAACCUGAAUCCUAAUAAUUCCUCAGACCAAAACCCUUCUGACGGGUCCCCUACGACAGUUCCCACUUCAAACCCUAUAAUAAACCUUUCAUCCCUCGCUAAGCCCUUUGAAAAGACUGAUAAUACUCAUAGGUUGAAAGAAAACUUACCAACUGAAAAACUGACCCAUAGACAUUCUCCUCGAGUGACUAACAAAAACAAUAAUAUUCCGGUGGAAGUGGUGAAGACCUCUUCUAAUGAAAACAAAAAGGUCAUUUCCCUAACUACUGGGUUCUCGAUUAGGCGAAACCCCAACAAUACUAAUAAUCCCUACACAUUGACGGUUCUGACCAGGCCUUUUGAUAAUUACCAUAAAAGUCGAAAGCAUAUCUCGCCUGAAGAAAAAACAAAGCAACAAGUAACAGAAACAAAACAAGUUGAGUUAGAAAAUGUUCAAAAAUCAGUAGAAUAUGAACCACUUAUUGAUGAGGACAAUGUUGGAUCAUCAGAGAGUUCACUGCGUCGUUCUAGUAUUGAAGAGGUACCUGUUUAUUCUAGACCCGAAAGUAGGCCAAAACUUUCAUACCAAUUUUCUAGAGAAGAUUAUGCGACACCGCCAACAACCACUACAAAAUAUUACCUCAAAACCGUUAUCAAACGACCGGCCCCCGCUCCUUUUACUUACAGUAACGACCAGAAAGAAAGCUCCACUGAAAAUACUAUUGACACCGAGGCAUUGAUUGAAACCGGACUUCGAAAUGUUAAAAAUACUCAAAUUCAACCAACUACUCCCAUAGACAGAGAUUUGACGGAUUGGGAACAUUACGAAAGAUCAAGUGAACAAUGGAAUAAACCUGUUGUUUCCCCGUAUAGGACCCUAAACAAUCUCAGAAACAACGAGGAAAAAAAUGAAGCUAUUGACGUUACGACCAGUACUGCUUCUUCAACUAGAUACACCACAACACAGAAAGACAUAUUAAGUUCAACUGCAAAGCCUCAAGAAUUAUUUAGUUCUAAACCUGCAUAUUAUAGUUAUAAAGUCGAUGAUGUCGAAGUCUCUGAUCAAACUACCGAAGUAUUCAGUGGUAAAGUAAAAUCUGUCAUAAAAGCUUUUCUGAGCAAUUUCGGUGGAGCUUCAAGUACGGAAAGAGUUAAACAGAUAGUAAGCACCAUUGCGCCUCAAGAAGAAAAAGUUGUAAACAUAGGUUUCCAAAAGAAAAUGCUGAAAUACAUAGAUGAAAAGCCUGUCCGCCAUCAUAUUCAACGUGUGCAUAUUAUAACAGAGCAACCGACUACGAGGUUUAGCCCUACAACUACUCCCAAUUAUGCUCAAAGAGAUUUCGUAUCAACUACCAGUCAAUCAAUUUCAACCAGAGGAACUUCCACUACUACUACACCUUCUGCUUCAAUUUUUGCGUAUCCUGAAACUACGCGGACGCCAAUGUUGCAAACCCCAAGUAACAAUGUAUUACGCAACAUUCCUAACAGAGAAUAUUCUGAUUCUAAAUUCAGCAGUUUUAACAAUUAUGUAACAGAAAACACACAAACAACUGUUAAACCACAGCCGGAAAAUUCUCGCAAAUUUCUUACGAUUAUCGAAGAACCUUCCACUCAAUUAACAAAAAUUGACAGUACUUUUAAUAAUAACAUUGACAAUGAGCUAACAAAACUGACCAAAUCUACCGAAACAACUAAGACAACGACUGAGACAGAGCGUUACAGACCAGCUCAAGUCCUAAACGAAAUAGCUUCGACAACAAGUAGUACAAAAUCGACCACUACUUACAAAGUUGACGUGACGCCGACGAAAAAGAGUUUAUCCUUUCCCACUCGCGCCUCUCGAGUGAAUCCCGCAAUAAAGUUAGCUGCGACAAACCCGGGAGUUGGGCGCAGGAGUUACCAAUCGACGAAAUGCUCUUCAGACAACAGUCUGCAACCGAACCCAAAAUGCAACGAAAUCAAAUACCAGAGACCCAGCCCCAGCCCAAGCCCCAGCAGCACUCGCGGUAGAGGGUCCGCCCACUACUCCACCUUGGAUCAGCCACAGUCCAACAGAGGAACUCCACCAACUCGCAGCCGCCCCACUUUGAAGCCAUCAACUGCCAUCGUAUCAAAGGCGACAGAGUUCGUGGAUAUCUACACAAAUCCCCCGAGGAGACCAGCGCCUGUGUACCCGCAGCCGACACCGGACAAGACUGCAGCUAAGUGUAGGAAGGACGUGUGCCUGCUACCUGACUGCUACUGCGGUGGAAAGGAAAUACCUGGCGACCUAGAGGUGGAGACGGUGCCCCAGAUCGUUCUUCUGACAUUCGAUGACUCCGUGAACGACCUCAACAAGGUUCUUUAUCAAGACCUCUUCGAAAAGGGUCGCGUGAACCCCAACGGUUGUCCGAUCUCAGCCACAUUUUAUGUGUCCCACGAAUGGACCGAUUACAGCCAAGUACAAAAUCUUUAUGCUGCUGGACACGAGAUGGCUUCUCACACAAUUUCUCAUAGUUUUGGAGAACAAUUCUCCCAAAAGAAAUGGAACAGAGAAGUGGCUGGACAGAGAGAGAUUUUAUCAGCGUACGGUGGUGUGAAACUAGAGGAUGUCCGAGGAAUGAGAGCUCCGUUCCUCUCAGUCGGAGGAAACAAGAUGUUCAAGAUGUUGUACGAUUCUAACUUCACGUACGAUUCCUCGAUGCCCGUCUAUGAAAACAGACCACCUAGCUGGCCUUAUACUCUUGACUACAAACUGUUCCACGACUGUAUGAUUCCGCCUUGCCCUACAAAAUCGUAUCCAGGAGUCUGGGAAGUACCUAUGGUGAUGUGGCAAGAUUUGAAUGGUGGCCGUUGCUCCAUGGGUGACGCCUGUGCUAAUCCUCCUGAAGCUGAAGGAGUCUACAAAAUGCUUUUGAAGAACUUUGACAGACAUUACACUACAAACAGGGCACCCUUCGGUCUCUUCUACCACGCAGCGUGGUUCACGCAGCCCCACCACAAGGAGGGAUUCAUCAUGUUCCUUGACUUCAUCAACCGCAUGCAGGACGUGUGGAUCGUGACCAACUGGCAGGCCCUGCAGUGGGUGCGAGACCCCACGCCCAUCAACAGGAUCAACAACUUCCAGCCUUUCCAAUGCAACUAUCCAGAUCGUCCCAAGAAGUGUAACAACCCUAAGGUGUGCAAUCUUUGGCAUAAAUCCGGCGUCCGGUACAUGAGGACGUGUCAGCCCUGUCCCGAGAUCUACCCCUGGACAGGCAAGACCGGUAUCAAAUCCUCUCGUAUCGACAACGAUAUUGAGGAAUAAACAACAAAUUACUCUAGAAUCGGUCACGCGGUCGAAAUUAUCUAUUACGUUCCGCAAGAUUAUGAGGAUUAAAAAACCUGAGAUCGUAUUGAAUGUCAGAA
This is a messenger RNA of Cydia splendana, 4794 nucleotides long. It is a transcript of the gene Cda5, whose product is annotated as mucin-2. Gene Ontology annotation, biological process: carbohydrate metabolic process. The record is from RefSeq and is a predicted model, not a curated record. The coding region runs from base 116 to 4693 and encodes 1525 amino acids. Gene Ontology annotation, molecular function: chitin binding; hydrolase activity, acting on carbon-nitrogen (but not peptide) bonds. NCBI's taxonomy places the organism in Eukaryota, Metazoa, Arthropoda, Insecta, Lepidoptera, Tortricidae. The transcript has 16 exons. Gene Ontology annotation, cellular component: extracellular region.